Messenger RNA from Pocillopora damicornis (cauliflower coral), 16292 nucleotides. RefSeq names its product dynein heavy chain domain-containing protein 1. Lineage: Eukaryota; Metazoa; Cnidaria; Anthozoa; Scleractinia; Pocilloporidae. The record is from RefSeq and is a predicted model, not a curated record. Gene Ontology annotation, biological process: microtubule-based movement. Gene Ontology annotation, cellular component: dynein complex. Gene Ontology annotation, molecular function: dynein intermediate chain binding; dynein light intermediate chain binding; minus-end-directed microtubule motor activity.
CAAAUAUGGCGGAUUGUGGAUGAAAAGUCAAACUUGACAUUGACUUUCAUCUAAAAAAUGAAUGAUGAAAUAAUCGCUACUGAGGCGAUGACUAUGUGCAAUGGAAAUAAAGAGCUAUGGUUGAAAUUUUCCAAGAAGAACAUGACAAACAUAUUGCGGAGAAAUUAUCAAAAUGUCUGAUCCAAUUAGCGAGGUGGCCUUUUCGCAGCCAAAACUUCCAGCCAUCGGAGAUUCAAGGAGUUUGGUCUCACAACCCACCAUUACCACUUCUUCAAGCUUGAGUGAUGCUAGCGAUCAAGGGAGGCUGAAUACUUCUCGGCCUAAGAGUAGCGUCGAUUUGGAUAAUGGCGAUGUUCAAAUUUUGCUGCAACAAGUUUCACGCAGUUUCGUGAACGCUUUGCAGCAAAACACGAAACAGUCCUGGUAUCACCUCUGCGAAGUUCUGGAUAUUAUCGAGCCAUACUCGCACUUUUUGAGUGGAACUCCACAAAUAAGGCAUUACGUUGACCGUGUUUACGUUAAAAUCAAAGCAAGCGGGGAUGAAAAUGAUUGUGGAUUUGUGGAAAAGAAACUGCUGGCUGUCUUUCCUGACGAGUUAUCUGUCUCCCUCGGAGGUACUAGACAACAAGCUUUCUCAUUUCCAACUGAACCUUCUGUGGACAGUCUAUUUACCCCAAGGGGGCAACAGCCAUCGUUAUAUAAGGGGGUAAAAGUCCCCCGUGGGGUGCCAAUUUUUCCUGGGGGUACCACAUACAUUUUUGAUCAUUCAGAUGGAGAUGCAAAAAGUCAUGGUCCGAAGCCAUUGUGUAUGGAAGAUCUCAAAAGAGCUCUUCCAGGAGUAGUGCGAGAGAUAGCUAUCAGAGAAGCCACACUGGGAGGAUCAUUAGGAACAACUGCAUUAGCAUUGGAUAUUGAUCUCCCACAAACACAUGUUCCCACUCCUCCAUCUAUUCCAAGGGGGUCACCAAGUUCUCCUGUCAUCAGGAUACCAUUGCCUGAAUCAGGGAGGGUCACUCAACAGAGUGACGUUAAGAGAGGGAUGUUGGGAAAGACUGGCAGAGAAGUUGUGGAAAAUUUUGUCAAAGGACGAUUCCUUGGUCAAGAAAAUUUUGCCUUUUUGAAUGUUGCACCUUCAGUGCGUUAUGAUCCAUAUAACCUGGUGGUUGUCCCUGAGGAUAAAGUGAAUCCUGAACAUUAUGUGAUUUCAUCACAUUGUGUUUUGCAUGUGAACCCUAAUGGUCCAUCAGAGACACAAUCAUUGGCAGAAUGGUACAGAGAAGCAUGCUUGUUUAAAGCAAUUUCAAAUAUUGGUUUUUUCAAGAACUUUGUCGUCACCAAAAUGUUCAGGAAAUGGAAGGAUAUAAAGAAAUUCAGUCAGUUUCUCAAAGUUGAAGCUGAGAUUGAGAAGUCUCUCAUUUCAAAUGUCCCCAGUUUUGGAUCAGCUUUAAUAAGGAUUUCAAGUCUCCUUCAGGACCUGGAAAAGGUCACUUUUUUACCAUUUCAGAUCAAUUUCUCAUAUUCCCUGGAGGAAUUUGAGGACACUAUUUUCAAAACUUGUGGCACAGGUUACAAAUACAUGGAAAAGUUUUUCAGCUACUGCCAAAUGAUUGUAGAUAAAACACAGGAGAGUUGUUUUGAAUAUCUAGAGUACUGUGAAGGGCAAGUAAAAAAUCACCGCCAUAACUAUCAGGAAUCACUAGCAGUUGCAAAAAAGAAGAGAGCAGUCAGACAACACAAUUUGAAGCUUGCUCGAGAUGAGGUUCAAAGGCUUGGAACCUUUGUACGUUUGGUGGACCACAUUAUUGUUUCGAAUCUAUUGAAAUUAGUUCAAAGGAACAUUUCUAGAUUUGUGGAUGAAGCAAUGCCUGGCCCACGACCUGAAAGGGAUGGGCUUUUUUCGGCUGAAAUUGUGUUUGGGGAUGACCACAAGCUUACUUUGUCGCCAUCUGUAAAGCAGUUUUCUCAUGCUGUGUCUGUUGCAGUGGGGAGUGUUAUAAGUGCUUCCUGUAAUCUCUCACAUGCCAUGGAGCUGGGAAGCAAAGCUAAACAUUUCCAGGAGAAAGCAGAGAAUGGAAUGCAUGAGCAAGUGGAUUAUAGUGAACCAAAUGAUUUUGAUUUAAGUGACUCCAUGAAACAAACAAAAGCUGGAGACAGACCAAGUGACAUUGAUAAGCUGAUAUAUGGUACUGACAAACAAUCUGAAACCUUAAUGACUGGUGGACAACAACCCACGUCUACCAACACGACAGCACAUCUGCAAACCCUGCAAAGAGAUGAUCAAGGUGAUGUCCCAGAAAUUUUUGGAAGCCCAACCACAGUCACAAGGACAGAUGAUGAAAUCUAUGAAGACUUGGAUGGUUUAAAUUCUGAACUGUCAAGUGCAAGAGAGAUGUCAAGACAGGCCACUCUUCAACUGUGCUUUCGGCAAAAGCCUGAUGGAGGCCUUCUUGUGGAAGGGCAACGCUUCCAGGAUUUUUUAAUUGAUAGGAGUCCUCUGACCAAGGAGAAACUAAUGGAGAUAAUCCACAAGAAUAAACAGAUCACAGAGGCUUUUCAGCGACAAGCAGAUCUGCUAUCACAAGCCACUGAAGAAGUGGAGCAAUUUUGUGAUGAUCACAGUUGGGUGGCUGUAAUCCAUGAGUUUGUUUCUUCUUGGGGAAGUGGUGACACACAUAAGUUGAGAGGUCAACAGACCAGUAAGAUUGAGCAACAACUGAACCAGAUCAAGACAUGGAAAGAACAAGUGUUCAGCAUGGCCAAGAGUUUUUGCACUCAGGAUGGAAUAUUCUUUGUGGACUGCCAUAAAGUACAGGAAGUGCUUCUUCCACAAUUGAACACCAUCUUUAAGGAGAUGAUGCAGUUGAUCAUUACAGAUGUCAUUACAUUUUCUGAUGAGGUGAUCAAGGAUGUUGACAAGCUAUCUGAGCUUUUGAAAGAUCAGAAGACAGACAUCAAGGGAUUUUCAGAUUUCAUCCAAAAGCUUUCAACUGUCAAAAAGCAUGUGCUUAGUUUGAAGGAGAAGGUGGAGUGCAUCAAAAAUCUUUAUGAGGUGAUCAGGAGUUGUUACAGGCAACUGACCCCUGAAGAGGAAAUGAUGGAAGAAAAGGUCUGGGCCACUUGGGAAAGUUUCUUGUUUGGUCUGCAAGAAGCAUCAGACUUUGUCGAGGUCCACAAACCACAAGUCUCAGCAAAGCUGAUAGAAAUAAUCCGUGCACUACAAUGUACUGCUGAAGAAAUUGGCCAGACUGCUACUACAGGGAAAUUUCUUGAUCCAAAUGAGAAGCCAUCUUCUAUCUUGCAGGACAUGAGGGAGCUGAAAGAGAAAUUUGUUGGAAUUCGUGACAAGCUAUCAGAACUGAGCAAGUGCCAAGCUAUUAUGCUUGGGAGUGAAUAUGACUUGGGACACAUCACUGGCAUCCUCCUUGCCUUGGAGAAAAGGCAAGAGCUAUGGAAGUAUUGUGAUUCAUCAUCCUAUACCAUUCGGGAGUGGAUGCAGACAGUUUUCAAGAAGAUGAAUGUUAAGAAGGCAAUGGACAAACUCUCAGAAUGGGCCAAUGCUGGAGAGAAACUGAGAAGUUAUCUUCCUGAGAAUGAUGAAGUUCUGGUUUCCUGGCUGUCUCAGUUGGAAGAGUUUUCUCAAGACUUGCCUUUCCUACUUCAACUCUCUAGCGAUGCUCUCAAGCCUCGACACUGGAGAGCUUUGUUCAUAGGAAUGGGCCAAGAUUAUGAUCCUUCCUGGGAAUUCACAGUGGCAAACCUUCUUUCUUUCAAUCUUGGCCGCUAUAAAGAUUUAAUAACAACAGUCUGUGCAGGGGCUGCAGCAGAAUAUGCACUAGAACUUCAACUUUAUCACCUGGCUCGUGCCUGGGAGGAGAAAGACUUCAAGCUCGCAAAGCAUAUUCCACUGUUGAGACCACGACUGGGAGGUUGGCAGAAAGGUGGUGCUAAAGGGAAAAGGAACACUAGGCAAACUGGAGCUGAGAAGGCAAACGUGAAGGUGAAACCCAAGACACCAGCCUCUGUACCAGAUAUGUAUAUCCUCAUCGGGAUUGGUGAAUUGAAGUGCAUCAUCGAGGAUAAUCUCGUCACUUUGCACAUCAUGCUGACAUCUCCUCAUGUUGCUGACUUGAAAUCAAUGGUAGAAACAUGGAUCACAAACUUGCAGGAAAUUGAGAGCAUUACAGACAUUUGGGCAGACUGCCAAAAGAAGUGGCUUUACCUCAGCAAUGUUUUUGCGGAGCCAGAAUUAAGAAAGUCUUUGGAGAACAGCAGCCAAAGUUACCUUAAAGUUGAUGAAAAUUACAGAGAAUUUGUUCAAGUAAUCUUGAGGGAUCCCAAAGUCCUAUCGGUGUUGCCUUUGAAGAAACGAGGGGAGAAGGGCUGGAGAGAUCUGCAGGGGGAUACCCUGAGGGAACAGCUGCUAGAACUGACCAGAAAAGAGGAGGAAUUGAUAAAAAUGGUGGCUGAAUACAUAGACAAAGCCCGAGUCAUAUUUCCACGGCUCUACUUCCUCAGCGACAACGACCUACUCGGUCUGUUAGCUUGGUCCCGUAAUCCAAAAGACUUGCUACCAUUUGUAAGAAAGUGUUUUCCUGGCAUAAAGAACCUUCAGUUUGCUUUGCCAAGAGAUGGUAAUUUAAGGCUAGCCAGCACUUUGGACACAGCACUGAAUGCCCAUCUUUUGCAAGUCACUGCCAUGGAGGGUGUGUUGGAAGAAGUAGUUCCUCUUCUAUCAGUCAUUCCCGCUUCGCCACGUCCACAAAGUUGGCUCGUCACACUCGAGGAGAAGAUGAGGAACACAUUAGUCAAGAGUCUUGCUGAAUGUGUGGACAGAAGGCUCAGGGGAAGACUGAGUCCCAGCAAACUUUUGGAAUCAAUAACUUCAUUUGGGGAAAAAGUUUUUCUUCAAAGUUCUAACACUGCGAGUGAUUCCAAGCAGACUUCGAAAGAAGAGCAGCGUGAUAGCUCGCAAGCAGACCACGUUUACUUGAAAUUUCCAAGUCAGUGUGUUGUAACAGCAGAGGCAGUUCUUUGGAACAAGGAAAUGACUGAGGUGUUACAAAAUAAAAGUCUGCGGGGGCUGUCUAACCUCAGGAAAUCACUUGUCAGUUAUGUGGAUGAACUUUCACAGACUAUCAGGAAGAACUUGGAGAAUGAAUGCCGUGUCUCAGCUCAUAGUCGUCUUGAGUUGCUUUUAUCUGCUUUAGUCGGCCUGGUGAUAAAUCAGAGAGACAUUGUGACAGAAUUCGUCAACAAUGGGGUCUUGGAUGUAAACAGCUUUGAAUGGAGUAGCCAGCUUCAACACCAUAUAGAGCUGAACAAGAUAAUUACAUCACGUUACCAAGGAGAAGACAACGGAGAGAAUCAGAUCUUAGCUGGGUCUUCUACCAUUCCUGUAGAGCAUUUAUAUGAGAUUGGCUUGUGCAGCUUACAUCAGCUUGGCACCAACUUUGCGUAUGGCUAUGAGUACCUUGGGCCCACGCCUAGGCUCGUAGUCACACCACUGACGCAGAGAUGCUUCCUCACUCUGACCAUGGCGCUACGGUCCCAUCAGUGUGGUGUUCCUGUGGGACCCGAUGGUAUUGGGAAGACUGAGACUAUUAAAGACUUGGCUAAGGCUCUUGGAAGACAUUUGGUCGUUUUUAACUGCUCAGAACAGCCGACUACCUCGAUGUUUGUCCGUUAUUUAUUUGGUAUGAUCCGGUCAGGCAGCUGGGCCUGUUUUGAAAAUGUCGAUUGUGUCGAGCCUGGCAUUUUGUCCUUCCUCGGUGAGCAUCUGGCGAGCAUCAGAACAUCCAUGAAGGCCUUGGAGAGGAUUGUUGUUUCUCAGUACACUGCUAGAGGAAUCUCCAAGACAGACAAUCUAGAGAGCGAAACAGUCAAAAGAAGAAACAGUGUUACGACAUUAGGUUCACUCCCACAAGAAGCCUUUUCAUCAUGUUACAGAUCGGAGUCUAAAUCGGGAAGCCACGUCGCGAAACGAAAGAGGCACUUGUCAAUCUCUAAGAUAUGUGAUCUCGAAGAAGGAGAUUACUUUGAGAAUGAAACACCGCAACCAUUAUCCCCGUUAGAGCAACAACCUAAGUUUCCCCCGACGUUCCAUAACAAGAUGGCGAAAGUGUACAAGAAACAAACCAGCCUCAGAGAGUUUGAAAUGCCUCUACUGGGAAACAUCGUGUUCGAAGGGCAGCUCAUGGCAGCCAGUGCAAUGUAUGGUUGUUUCAUGACCAUGUCUGGUAAAAACUGUUUCAACGCUGAUCUUCCAGAAAACUUCAGGGCUCAACUCAGGCCCGUAUCGAUGGUCUUUCCGGACUACCUUCCUGUGGUGGAAAUAUGGUUGGUGUGCUGUGGUUUUACUGAAGCCAAGUCUCUUGCUAUGAAGAUCAACACAUUCUUUAAAUUAAUCAAUGAACAGGUGUCUUCCCAACCUCAGUACUCAUUUGGAUUGCGCAGCAUGAAAAUGGUGACUACCUUAGCUGCAACAGAGCUUCAGAAAGAAAUGACCAGAAAGAGGCGACCUACAAUAAGUUCUAUUACUGAGGAAUCGCCGAGUGAAAAUGCAGAGAGGAAGACGAGAAGUCCUUUUCUUGAGACCUUGGAAAGACGUCAAGCUGAGGAGAAUGCUAUAGUACAUGCUUUGUUUUCGUACUUUGGAAAGAAGCUGUUGGGGAAGGACAAAGAUCUGUUUUCGCGUGGAGUUGACGAAGUCUUCGCACACAGUGUCUUGAUGUCGGUAUCUACUGAAGGUGAUUCAAAGCUAGUUGAAGAAGUAAAAGACCAUCUUCAAACAAACGGACUGCAAGUCAAACAGGAAUUGGUAUCAAAGAUUAUUCAGCUUCAUACAACCCUUCAAACAAGCCGUAAUGUGAUCCUUUUGGGGUGCCCAGGUUCCGGUAAAUCAACGAUAUAUACCACCUUGGCAAGUGCUCUUAACAGUAUGAACGGUCAAACAACUCAGCCUGUUGUGAAGCACCGCAGACAAGCAGGCUCAGAGAGAAGGGUGAGCACUUCCUUCAGACCCGCGGCAAAGGUCCCAGUUGAGGAAAUCAAAGAUGUCCAGUGGCCAAGGGUUGAUCUCUCCAUCGUUUUCCCAAAAUCACUGACCUGCGAAGAGUUGUUUGGAAGACAACACCCGGAGACUGACCUAUGGAUGGACGGUCUGGUGUCUAAGUGGCUUAGAGACACAACUCUUACGUGUGAUACCAUGACCGAGCUUCUUUCGAGCCAGUCAUCUGAAAAACAACGCAUUGCUCGUAUGAUGGGUUCCCUGUCUCACGUAAAGAAAUGGCUAGUGCUUGACGGACCAAUGGAUGACGCUUGGCUAGAGAGUAUGGGGACCCUGUUGGAUUCCACUAGAGCUCUCAGUUUGCCCAACGGAGAAUCCAUUGCUCAGCCAGAAACUGUGACACUUCUUUUCGAGGUGACAGAAAUAAUCCAUGUAUCUCCAGCAUUAGUAACACGCUGUGGUCUGCUCUACUGUCCUCAAUCACUUGUGGGAUGGAAACCAAUUUUUAGGUCCUGGCUGAAGGGGGCGCACACGCGCUGGGAGAUCACAAAUAGAGGUUUGGGAAUCAUCUCGUGUUUGAUGGAUCACGUGGUGGAUUCUACACUGUACUUCCUUAGUCAUCACUGUGAAUCCAUACUGACCUCUGGGUACAGCUCCAUAAACAAGCCCUCCAAGACAGCCACAGGGGUGCAUGAAGUACAGUCACUGUUACGCUACCUCUCCGCCAUCUACGAUAGACACAUCCUACGAGAGGAUGAAGACAGUCAGAUCCAGAUGAUAAACCAGAGGAACCGACAGACCUCCGUGAGUUCUGGUAGCAGCAGGCACAGCUCAGGAAUUUCCGCCAGUGACACAGGAAGGGUCAUUAGUUCCUUUGCUUUCGCCUUCAUUUGGGCUUUUGGCGGUCAUUUGCACGAAAGAUGCGCUGAUAAGUUUGAUGAGCAUACUCGGCAGCUGUUGUCUGCUGGCCCGUAUCCAGUCCUUAUACCUCCUGAUGGAUCAGUAUACGACUACUGCCUAGAUUUCAGUAAAGGUGGCUUGGUAAAGUGGGAGGGAAGACCUGGAUCACAACUGAAGACACUACCCUCAUCUUACACCGUCGUUACCGAGUUGGAUCGCUAUUUUUACCUAAUAGACCUUAUGUUAUCUGCACAUCAGCCAUUGCUGCUGGUUGGUCCAUCAGGAAUUGGAAAGUCUUCCCUAGUGCAGAACUUGAUCAACCCACGCUAUAACUCGACACGAAUCUGUCUAUCCGCUGGCCUGACCUCGAAACUGCUCCAAGAGGCGAUCGAACAUAAGCUUCAGCAAAUUCAACGGAAGGAGAUGACCCAGUUAGCUUUUACAAAGGCGAUACCAGGAGCUGCUGCUCCGAAGAAUCUACCCGUUGCAAAGUCUCGCGCUCAUCUUAUGUUUCUUGAUGAUCUCAACUACGCCGCCUCUGAUAAUUUCGGAAUUCAGCCUCCACUUGAACUUCUCCGACAAAUCCUCUCACAAGGAACAUUGUACAACAAACAGAGACAUCACCUGUAUAGGGUGCAACACCUCCAGUUCAUGGCCGCCUGUGUUCCUCCCGGUGCGGCUUCGUCUUGUGGAGGGGUAGCUUCAUAUGCCAUCAGCCAUCGCUUGUCUAGGCUGAUGACGGUCUUGUCAUUCUUUCCCUUGUCUUCUGAGUCACUGGAGAAUAUUUACUCGUCAGUAUUUCAGACCUGGUUGGAAGAGUUUCCAGCGUAUUCGAUAAGCCACCAUGAGCAUUUGGCCAAGGCGCUGUCGUCGGCGUCCAUUAAGAUGUCCAACACCAUUCAAAGGGAACUUCGCCCUACCCCGCUUCAUCCUCAUUUCCUGUUUACCCAGCACGAGCUGUCUAGGGUGGCGCAGGGUAUGUCCCUCCUCUCGUCUAAGAGCCGUGGACGUCCAAGACCUCGUGCGAGGAGGCGAGCUGGCACAGGAAACGACUUGGAGGGGGAAGCGAAGGCUGAAGCCAUUGGCGAUGUGAAGAGUGAGUCCAGUAUUCAUGGAAAGGAGAGGUCACAGCGUAGAGGGAAUGUUGGUAGAGGACGAAGUUGGCCCUCUCUCACAAACGGCCCGGUAGAGUCCGGAAUGUCCGCGAAGACGCCCGCUGCUUUGUCACCAAUGAUUCGUUCUCUCCUUCGCUUGUGGUGCCACGAAAGUACUCGAACCUAUAGUGAUCGCCUUCUAACCGAGGAACAGCGCUACUGGUUCUCGUCUUUGUUGCACGAGACCGUUGAGGAGUUUUUCUGUAAGACUGCCUCGGACCUGGGCUCCGAGGUGUUCUCUGUUGAGCGAUCCGUGAUGCAGAACUCUCAAGAGGCUUUGCCUGGUAGAAAUGCUCCCCCACCUACGACUAGUGACGAACAGAUCCAAACCAUAGGAGAGUCUGAGGCACUAUUACAAUCGGACGACUCCUUAGCUGUACCAGGUCGUGAACCGCAAGACUUGAGCGAUGAAGACGCUGGAGAGGAAGGAGAUAUUGAUGCUAUUCCCACUCAAGAAACUCCUGAACCAGGGGAGGAUUUCGAUGAAAUUGUUGGAGAUACCACAGAAAAGGAUGUCACGAACAGGGAAAUUCUUCCUGAAAAACAAAAUGGAAAUGAUGAAAAUUUAGGUGAAGGAGAAGUUCCCGAAGACGAAACGCUAAGUCGAGAGCAGAGUUUGAUAGCAAACACUGUGGUCCAUCAGCCUGCAAGAGUAAAGGUCACGUUUGACGACACCAGUGGUGCGAGCUACGACAAGAACUACAAUGGUCCUUUGAUUUCAUCAGAGCAGCUGGCUUUCUCUGGAGAGGAUCUCACAGAUAUUGUGUUCUGUAAGCAUUUCAAUGUGUCUGUGACCGGACGAGAAAGUAGCGCCAGCGAAGUUGCAAGCAAGAACUACUUGGAGUGUGCUGAGAGCAUCUUGGAACAAGGGAUAAAGAGAUGUCUAGUGUCAUAUAAUGACAAGGUGGCUGAAUCAUCCAGUGCCAAAAUCAUGAACUUGGUGACAUUUCGUGAGGCACUUCAUCAUGCGGCGCGUUUGAGUCGAGCAUUGGCCACACCAGGAGGUCAUUCUCUGUUGCUAUCGGAUCUUGGUUACGGACGAAGGACCCUAACAAGGCUCACUGCACACGCAGCUUGCUGCAAGUUGAUAGAGCUACAGCGCAGCCAGUUUCAGAACCAGGAGGACUUCAGACAACAGAUCAAAGUGGCAUCAUUUAUUGCCGGGCUUCAAGGGAAACCCGUAGUGUUGUUUGUACCAGAAGGCGUUGAUGAUGAAGCCAUGCAGGACAUUUGCUCACUAAUGGCAGAAGGGACAUGUCCAGGUCUCUAUACACAUAAUGAGCUGUUCAUGAUCUCCAACCAGCUUCUUCCUGGAGGAAAAAGAGGUGCACGCAGAGUAGAAAACCAAGAUAUUGCUCAAGACCGAUACUUCCGCCGCGUCAAAUCACACAUCCACGUUGUCGUCUGUUUGAAAUACAAAAAGCUCGACUUGUCCAAUUCCUUAGAGAGGAAUCAAUUAUACAAGUUUCCAUCCUUGGUAAAAAGAAGCUGCUGUGUUGAUGUCUAUAGGGCUUGGCCGCACGAGGCGCUUGUUAGUGUGGCAGAGAAGUUGCUCGAUGAGGAAGAAAGUGUGCUUAGUCUUGUACCAUUAAAAAGACGCGAGCGAGACUUACAAUCCGUGGCCAUAUGUUCAAUAAUGGCUCACGUUCAUCUGUCUUCUAGAAGCAUGGCGGAAAGGAUCUACGGGGUCAAGGCGUUAAAAUUUUACUCGCCUGAUACGUAUUUGGAUUUUGUAGACUUAUUUCGGAAGAUCUGCAGAAGGUUAUGUGCGAAAGAAAAGGAAGUGGUGGCUCAUCUUGACAAGGCGAUUAAGAGGGUUGAGGAAGCUACUCACAGCUUAAACAAGAUGCAGAAAGAAUUGAAUAGCCUUGCUCCAGUGUUCGAAGUGUCCAAGACGGACGUGCAGUUGAGGCAGGAGACUGUGGAAGCGUGUCAGAAGGAGUACACUGCCGCAAUGGAGAGGUGUAAGAAGCAAGAAAAGGACAUCGAGGACAUGCAGAUACCUAUAGAGCUCCUCAGGAAGGAGGCACAAGCAGAAUUUGAAAAGGUCAACCCGUUAUUUGAUGCGGCAUGGAAGGCUAUCGACUCAUUAAAUAUUCACGACUUGGAGGAAAUCAGAAGUUACCGAACUCCACCUGCGCUGGUUACCCUUGUUGUGAAUGCAAUUUGCCUCAUGUUUGAAAAGGAACAGACGUGGGAGGAAGGAAAGCUUCUACUCAACCGAAACAACUUCUUUAAAGACUUGGAAUUUUACAACAUGGCCGAAAUGCGGGAUUCUAUUUUUGAAGGACUCAAAACGUUCUACUAUAACCCGUUAUUCCAAGCAGAUGUUGUCCAAGAUGGAAGUAUGGCCGCCAGGUCUUUGUGUUUGUGGGUGCGAGCUGUUUAUGAUUUCUGUUUAGUGAACAGAUCUCUAAAACCCAAACGGCAGCAGUUGGAGAAAGCAGAGCAGGAACUUGAAAAGGCAAAGUCCAUUCUGGGAGAGAUGAGAGUGAGAUGCAACGCCAUCAAACAAGAGCUUGAGUCGAACAUCCAGCGGUACAAAGAGAGUGUAAAGCAUUCAAGGACAGUUGAAAAACAGAUUCAAAACAUUGAAACAAUCAAAUCCAAAGGAGAUGCGCUUUUCGACAGCCUAUCCUCCUACUCUAAUAUCUGGCACAGUGGUCGAUUGCUCGCCCAACAGCAUCUGACUUCAGCACUUGGAGAUUCCCUAGUAACGGCUGCCGCAGUAUGUUACCUGGGUCCACUUAUCCCUGAAGCACGUGAUGAAUUAUUCACUGAUUGGCUGAGGGUGUGUGACGGGGUGUCCCGAGCGCCUCGUCAAGGCUUUCUUACUUUAUCGUCCGUGUCACUUGCUAAUUCCCGAAAGGAAUGCAAGUAUGAUGACAGUGAGACAGGAAGGGACUCCCGUCCUGCUACACAAUCCACUUUGGUAUCAACCAUAACCACGAACAUUGUUCCUGUCAGAGAGGACGUGUCAUUGAAGGCGAUAUUGGCGGCUCCCAACGAAUUAGAGGACUGGAGGAGAAAUGACCUGCCCACCAAUGAACAGGCGGUAAAUAACGCUUUGAUACUGAGAAGCUGUGGGGAUGAUAGAACACGCGCAUGGCCACUGUUGAUUGAUCCUCAUAAUCAGGCUGAGUUAUGGAUAAGAGCACUGCAUCAAGUAGAUGAAGCGGUGGAUCGUGCUCCCAGUAGUCGUCCAGACACCAGACAGUCAGGGCGGUCCUCUCGCCUAUCCGGAGGCUCAUCCGUUGACAUGGAAGCCUUCCCGACUCUUCAUUAUCCUCAUCUUCAACAGGCAUCUGAGGAAGAAUUUGAAGCUGAUCCGCAGCACUUCGACAGUGAGGUUGAUCAGUUUCUACAAUCCUUGAGAGAAAAUGACGAUCAAGAAUCCAGGUUUCCAGAGACGGAGACACAAGCCACUUCUAGGACGGAGCGCACAGCAGGCAGCGCUUUGACGAGCGCGAGUGACAAGAUGUUGAAAGAGAAACUGGCUGAAGCCAUGGGAAUACAGAUUGACAGCAGUCCUCUGCCGAUACCACCUGGUACCUCUCCAGUGUUAACUUUGAGUGAAGGACGAAUCCUUGUCGUUUCAGCUGAUGAUCCUUUACUAGUCGAAAAACUACAAGCCGCUGUCAAGAAAGGACUAGUGACACUGGUCACCCACGUUGAAAGACGACGCUGGAACAAAGCGCUGGAGCUGCUCCUUACUCGACAAACCUUCACCAACACUGAGGGUAAUCUUCAGGUGAUUAUUGGCAAGACUGUCGUGGAUUAUAGCCCUUCCUUCCGGCUCUACCUCAGUUCUACCUUGCCUUUGUUCAUACCUGGUGAAGGGCAAUGUCCGCUUCCAUUUUCCAAGGCGUGUACCAUCAACAUGAGUGUGAGCCGGGAGGGAAUCUGCGACGUGCUGCUAGCGGACACGUUACAGCUUGAAAGACCAGAGUUCGACGGACAGAUGAGAUCGAUCGACAGGGAUAUUGGUCUUCAUAAGCAACAGAUCAAUAAUGCCAAGGAGAACAUCCUUGAGAAGGUUCUGAACCUUAGUGGUCCUCUGCUGAAAGACUCUGCUAUGCUGGAUGCGGUGACACAGAGUAAAGAUCUGAUAUCCAUGGCAGAAGAUAGAUGCCGCGAAGCUGAGGUAAUGAAAACAGACCUACUAGCGAAGCAAAAUGAUUUUCUUCCUGUGGCUCAACAUGGAGCAUUGUUGUUCUCGGUUAUUAACGAGUUGCGUGAACUUCAUCCUUAUUAUCGCUUUCCACUGGAGUUAUUCAUUCAGCUCUUCCGCGACACUGUAGUCGAGAGGAACCGCGGAAAGAAAGGAAGCGGGUCACCGGCUGCCAGAGCAGCAGAACUCAUCACUGCUCUGUCUAGGAAAAUAUUUGAUCGUACCUCGUGGAGUCUAUUUCAAAGUGACAAUCACGUGUUUGCAUUCUUACUGGCCGCCGAGAAACUGAUGAACAGUAGAUCUGUGUCACGUGACGAAUGGCAGCUGUUUACUGAGGUUUCGAGAAGGUCCGAGUUGGAUCAUCCAGAAGAAAGCGAAGUGCUAAAGCCGUCGUGGAUCACGCAUAAGGUUUGGGAGUCUGUGGGUGACCUCGAGCGCCUUCCCGUUUUCAUUGGAUUGAAGCAAUCUGUCGCAGAACACUCGCAUCAAUGGCAGGAGUAUUUCAAUCUGCCUCCUGUACUUCUCAGUGUCACUCCUGGUGACUACAAUCAUCUGACCAUCUUUCAGAAAGCUUUGCUUUGGAAAACCUUCAAACGAGAUCAGUUAUUCCAUGUUUGCCAAGAGAUCGUUCUCUAUCAAAUGGGAGCCAAUAUGAUCCGGCCCUUGGGCUACGACCUGAGCCAAGUAUGCGAUGUCAUCAAUCGGCCUCGACCAGCGGUCCUCAUGCUGCCCUCACAGAACAUUCUUGAGCAAGGAGAGGCAACUGUGCUCAAAGAUCCAGUAACCGAUGUAGUUAACCUUGCCCGUGCACGGGGAAAAGACACGCCUCUUUUAAAGGUUACCUUCGGUGAAAAAGACGGUAUGGAGAAGGCACUGAAGGCUGUGAAGCGUGGUUUAAACACUGGAUGUUGGGUUAUUCUUGAAAACUGUCAUCUGGCGGCCUGUUGGUCUGACGAGCUCAUGCACGAAAUUGAGGAAAUGGUUAAUUUACCGGUGAUCGACACUGAAGGCGACUUAGAGUGGCACAAUAUCGAAAAUAACAGCGAUGCUAAUGCGGAAAACGGUUCGGCUGAAGAUGUUUUUGUCCAUCCCGAAUUCCGGCUGUGGUUGACCACCCGUACGGAUAUCGGUUUUCCGCUGCCUGCUGUCAUUAUACACCGAGGGCUCAAAUUGGCGUGUGAGGCGCAGGAGAGUUUUGGAAACGCGGUCAGGACAAAUUGUCAAGUGGCAACAGGAUCACUGAAUAAUGGCGUACCUCUUUGGGGAGAAGCAGCAAAGGGAUCAGUUUUUAUGAGUGAUGUUCCUCCCGGCGCGAUUUUCACCUUGGCAUAUCUUCAUACCUUGCUUCUCCAAAGGAGAAAAUUUGGAAAUUAUUCCUUUAGCUGUCCAUAUCAAUGGUCUCAGGUAGAUUUGUUAGCAGGAUUAGAAGCUUUACGUCAUCUGUCACGUGCUAGUCAUGGUUCGUUGCCGCUUGCAGCUGUGGAAGUCAUGUUGGGAUAUACUGCUUACGGUGGUCACGUGACAAAUGGCCUUGAUUUGGAUGCUGUGAGGUCCCUUGCGAACUCAGUUGCCACUGAAAAAUUGAAAAUGAAUUCUGUGCAGGAGACAUCAACAUAUGAACAAAUCGAGAAGUACGUGGAAGAUUUACCUGAAGCGUUAUCGUGUCAGCAACUUGGUCUGAGUGAUGUGUGCAGUUUAGCUUACCAGUCCAAACUCAGCAGUGCUCUCGCGGAACGACUGGCGCUCAGCGCAAGAUACCAACCUACCGCCCUUUCGAUUGAAACCCAUGUGAAGUCGGUUGCUGAGGAAACGCUGAAUAAACUCACAAACAUUUUAGACUUGAUCAAGUCACACGAUUUGGCGAGUAAAGAAACCACGGCUAUUGGGUCAUUUAUUCAGCGAGAACUCCUUUACUUCCAAAAUCUCUACGAAAGCACUUCGAGAGAGAUUGAACUCUUUAUUAACGCGUGCAGUGGACAUGUCGCCUUUACUCCAGAUCUGUAUAACAUAGCGUUGUCGCUAGGACGCUAUGCUGCUCCGUCAAAAUGGCUACUUGGCAGCACCCGGGAUAUGAGUCUAGCUGAGUGGUUAAAAGCCCUGGAGUCCCAAGUGAAAGCUCUUUGUUCGUACUCAUUGCCUUCGUCUCUUCAGCCCUCUUCGUAUUGGCUUGGGGCGUUUGCUCAUCCUCAGGCGUUUCUAGCAUGUGUACUUAUGGCUCAUGCGCGCUCUGCAAUGAAAUCUGUAUACGUUCUGGAGUUUUCGGUUGAGAUAAUGGAUCCAAAUUUCUCUCCCACUUCUCCACCAGAUCGUGGUAUAUUUCUCAGAGACUUGAAACUGAGUGGAGCAUCAUGGGAAGGCGGUCGCAGAUGUAUCAUUGAAGCACCUGAGUCACGUGACAUUUGCGAUUUGCCAAUCGUUUGGUUAAAGCCUGUGGAGGUUAUAAGAUCGCGGGCGCCAUCAGCCAAAGUUGAAAAACUGCAAAGCGAUUUGCCGUUUUUCAAUUGCCCUCUAUUUGUGGGGAAAAGCUGGGGCGAAGAUGCUUCAGCUCUUGUCACCAGUCUUCCGUUACCUACUGCCGUGCCGGAGGAAUUGUUAAAACAGCGAAGAAUGGCGAUUGUAUCCCAUACUUGUUAAGGACGACAGUGUCUAUAUCAUCCAUUGAUCCAUAAUUUAUUUAAAAUGCGGACCCCUUUUUUUUUUCGGUAGAAUUUUCGCACAAAAUGAACUAAUGGCGUUAAGUGUUGAACGAGAGUUUUGAGAUCGUCUAUUUAUUGGGUUCUAUUUCAGAAAAACGACUCGUUAAAACGUGUUUAGUUAGCUGCCAGGAAAGAAUCUGAAUUUCUAACCUAAGUGGUCAAAUCCAUUUGCUGAUUUACUUACUUCAGCUCUUAGCCUCAAGUAACUAAGAAUAAUAAUGAACAUUUAUGAGAGAGGCAAUUUGUAAUAAUCAGUUUUUCUGGUACACAAGCGUUUCCUUGUUGUAACAUAUCGAUAAAGAAUUUUUUAAAGUGAGGAAAGCUGUAUCUUGCUUGCUGCCAAAAUAUAUCGUGUUAGUUUUUCA